Miscanthus lutarioriparius is the source of this 3192-nucleotide messenger RNA. Lineage: Eukaryota; Viridiplantae; Streptophyta; Magnoliopsida; Poales; Poaceae. The record is from the annotation of a GenBank genome assembly.
AUGGUGACCGCUCGCCGGGGCACGGCCUCCACCUGCGCGCUCCUGCUGCUCUUGCUGCUUCCGGCUGUGGUCUCCAUCUCUUAUUCCUCCGGGUUGCUCCGUGGUCAGGACCAGGACAGAUCGGCGCUGCUCCAGAUCAAGAACGCCUUUCCUGCCGUAGAGCUGCUCCAGCAGUGGUCCCCGGACUCUGGCGGCCCCAACCACUGCUCCUGGCCGGGGGUAACCUGCGACUCGAGCUCCCGGGUCGUCGCACUGGAGGUGCCCUCUCCUUCACGGCGCUCCGGACCCGGCCGGGAGCUUGCCGGCGAGCUGCCUGCGGCGGUUGGGCUCCUCGCCGAGCUGAAAGAGGUCUCCUUUCCGUUCCACGGCCUCCGGGGCGAGAUCCCCGGUGAGAUCUGGCGGUUGGAGAAGCUCGAGGUGGUCAACCUCCCCGGGAACUCUCUCCGGGGCGCCCUUCCUGCCGCCUUCCCGCCGCGGCUGAGGGUGCUCUCCCUCGCUUCCAACCUGCUUCACGGUGAGAUCCCCUCCUCCCUUUCCACCUGCAAAGACUUGGAGAGGUUGGAUCUUUCAGGCAACCGGUUCACUGGAUCGGUGCCGGGAGCGCUUGGCGGCCUGACCAAGCUGAAGUGGCUUGACUUGUCUGGAAACCUUCUUGCCGGGGGCAUCCCCUCUGGUCUGGGGAAUUGCAGGCAGCUCCGCUCGCUGCGGUUGUUCUCCAAUUCAUUACAUGGUUCAAUUCCAGCAGGAAUUGGAAGGCUGAGGAAACUACGGGUAUUGGACGUAUCGAGAAACAGAUUGAGUGGCCUGGUGCCACCGGAGCUGGGGAAUUGCUCAGAUUUGUCAGUUCUCAUAUUGUCUAGCCAGUCCAAUUCAGUAAAGUCACUUGAGUUCAAUCUGUUUAAAGGAGGGAUUCCAGAGAGUGUGACAGCUUUGCCAAGACUCAGGGUGCUAUGGGUGCCGAGGGCGGGCCUGGAAGGAACUCUCCCGAGCAACUGGGGAAGGUGUUCUAGUUUAGAAAUGGUUAAUCUGGGGGGAAAUUUACUUUCUGGAGCAAUCCCAAGGGAGCUAGGACAGUGCAGUAACCUCAAGUUUCUCAACCUUAGCUCGAAUAGAUUAUCUGGUUUGCUGGAUAAGGAUCUCUGUCCGCAUUGUAUGAUUGUGUUUGAUGUCAGUGGAAAUGAACUUUCAGGAUCAAUUCCAGCAUGUUUGAAUAAAGUCUGUGCAUUUCAGCUGAUGCUGGAUGAAAUGUCAUCCAGUUAUUCUUCACUCCUCAUGUCCAAAACUCUACAAGAACUGCCAUCGGGUUUUUGCAACUCUGGGGAGUGUUCUGUUGUGUAUCAUAAUUUUGCAAAGAACAAUCUCGAAGGUCAUCUUACAUCCUUGCCAUUCAGUGCUGACAGGUUUGGUAACAAGACGACAUAUGUGUUUGUUGUUGAUCACAACAAAUUCACUGGAUCGUUGGAUUCAAUUCUGUUGGAACAGUGUAGCAACUUGAAGGGGCUGGUUGUAAGCUUCCGAGACAACAAGAUAUCUGGUCAGCUCACAGCAGAGUUUAGCAGAAAAUGCAGUGCUAUCAGAGCUUUGGAUUUAGCUGGCAAUCAAAUAUCAGGAAUGAUGCCUGAUAAUGUUGGUUUGUUAGGAGCACUUGUCAAGAUGGACAUGAGCAGAAACUUUCUGGAGUGUCAAAUACCUGCCAGUUUCGAAGACUUCAAGAGCUUGAAGUUUCUCUCAUUAGCUGGGAACAACCUCAGUGGCAGAAUACCAUCCUGUUUGGGUCAGUUGAGAUCACUGAGGGUUUUAGAUCUCUCAUCUAAUUCUCUUGCAGGUCAGAUCCCAAAUAACCUUCUGACACUAAGAGACAUCACUGUGCUUCUACUCAACAAUAAUAAGCUCUCUGGAAACAUCCCUGAUCUUGCCUCUUCACGUUCACUGUCCAUAUUCAAUGUUUCAUUCAAUGACUUGUCUGGGCCACUGCCUUCAAAAAUUCACUCACUGACAUGCGACAGUAUUCGUGGAAAUCCAUCCCUCCAACCCUGUGGACUGUCAACGCUCUCUAGUCCAUUAGUGAAUGCCCGAGCACUAAGUGAGGCAGACAAUAAUCCACCACCUGACAAUACAACCCCUGAUAGCAAUGGUAGCGGUGGCGGAUUCAGCAAAAUAGAGAUUGCCUCCAUAACUUCAGCCUCAGCAAUUGUUGCAGUUCUCCUGGCUCUGGUCAUCCUUUACAUUUACACACGAAAAUGUGCAUCAAGACCAUCAAGACGUUCUCUAAGAAGAAGGGAAGUCACUGUUUUUGUUGAUAUUGGUGCUCCCUUGACAUAUGAGACUGUUUUACGUGCCAGUGGAAGCUUCAAUGCAAGUAAUUGCAUUGGAAGUGGUGGCUUUGGAGCAACGUACAAAGCUGAGGUUGCACCAGGAAAAUUGGUGGCAAUAAAGAGGCUUGCUAUUGGAAGAUUCCAAGGCAUUCAGCAGUUCCAAGCAGAGGUCAAAACACUUGGGAGUUGUCGCCAUCCCAAUCUUGUAACACUCAUAGGAUACCAUCUCAGUGAUUCAGAGAUGUUUCUAAUAUAUAAUUUUCUGCCUGGUGGCAAUUUGGAAAGGUUCAUACAAGAAAGGAGUAAGAGACCAAUUGAUUGGAGAAUGCUUCACAAAAUUGCUCUAGAUGUUGCGCGUGCACUUGCAUAUCUCCAUGACAAUUGUGUCCCACGCAUCUUGCACAGGGAUGUCAAACCAAGUAACAUAUUGCUUGACAAUGAUCACACUGCCUACCUUUCUGAUUUUGGAUUAGCAAGGCUGCUUGGAAAUUCAGAAACACAUGCAACCACUGGCGUGGCAGGUACUUUUGGGUAUGUAGCUCCAGAGUAUGCGAUGACAUGCCGCGUUUCUGAUAAGGCAGAUGUGUAUAGCUAUGGAGUUGUACUUCUUGAACUCAUUUCAGACAAAAAGGCACUGGAUCCUUCUUUCUCUCCUUACGGGAAUGGAUUCAACAUAGUUGCCUGGGCUUGCAUGCUUCUACAAAAGGGCCGAGCUCGUGAAUUCUUUAUAGAAGGGCUGUGGGAUGUGGCCCCACAUGACGACCUUGUUGAGAUUCUACACCUGGGCAUCAAGUGUACGGUUGAUUCUCUUUCUUCUAGGCCCACAAUGAAGCAAGUUGUUCGGCGACUUAAGGAACUCAGACCACCGUCAUACUAG